Hemicordylus capensis (graceful crag lizard) is the source of this 4066-nucleotide messenger RNA. It is a transcript of the gene PDK4, whose product is annotated as pyruvate dehydrogenase kinase 4. NCBI's taxonomy places the organism in Eukaryota, Metazoa, Chordata, Lepidosauria, Squamata, Cordylidae. Gene Ontology annotation, biological process: regulation of glucose metabolic process; protein phosphorylation. The transcript has 11 exons. The record is from RefSeq and is a predicted model, not a curated record. The coding region runs from base 444 to 1718 and encodes 424 amino acids. Gene Ontology annotation, molecular function: pyruvate dehydrogenase (acetyl-transferring) kinase activity. Gene Ontology annotation, cellular component: mitochondrion.
GGCGGGCGACACUUGGACGGGGGCGGACGCUGACCUAACCUUGUAAACAAGGGCAACCGGGUUGGGUGGGAGCCACCCUUUGUGGGCGGGGCCGGACACACCCACCUAUCUACCGCUCCUUUCUAAGGUCUCUUAACUCAGGGUCAGAGGUCACCACCUGAUACCCCGAGGAGGGGGGAGGCUGCACGAAGGAAGACAGGGGGAAAGAGAGGAAAUGCAAGCCGGGGAUUUGUCCGCUUCUAACACUUAGCCCAGGGUGAGGGGCGUGGUUUCACUUAUGGCCCCGCCCCGCGAGAGGAGGGGGUCUCGAGGUGGUAAAUAAAGGCCGCACGUGCAGGGCGCGCUCCAGACAGUUCGAAUCCGGAGCCAGAACACAGCACAGCGGGGGGGCCCCAGCCAGAGACGCCGCAGACUGUUCUGCUCCUUUCACCAACAGCGCGAUCAUGAAAGCCGCUCGGGUGGCCCUGCGGAAUGCGGCUCCCUUGGCCGCCGCCACCACCACUGGCGGAGGAAGAGGAGGAGGAGGAGGUGGCGCCCGGGUGACCCGGGAGGUAGAGCAUUUUGCUCGAUACUCUCCAUCGCCCCUCUCCAUCAAGCAGUUCCUGGAUUUCGGGUCAACAAAUGCAUGUGAAAGAACCUCUUUUUCAUUUCUUCGGCAUGAACUUCCUGUGCGGCUAGCAAAUAUUCUGAAAGAAAUUGAACUGCUCCCUGGUCCACUGUUGAGCACUCCUUCGGUACAGCUGCUAAGAAGCUGGUAUGUCCAAAGCUUAAUGGAGCUAGUGGACUUCCAUGAGAAAAAGCUAGAUGACCACAAAGUUCUCUCUGAUUUUAUAGAUGCAAUUGUUAAAGUCCGAAACAGGCAUCAUGAUGUUGUACCCACAAUGGCACGAGGGGUUCUACAAUACAGAGACUCUUCAAAAAUGGAUCCAUUCACCAAUCAGAGUAUUCAGUACUUCUUGGAUCGAUUUUACAUGAACCGAAUAUCCAUCCGGAUGCUAAUAAACCAGCACACACUCAUUUUUGAUGAUAACAAUGUGGGUAACCCUCGGCACAUUGGGUGCAUUGACCCUUGCUGUGAUGUUGUGGAUCUGGUGCAUGAUGCUUUCCAAAGUGCCCAAAUGCUUUGUGACCAGUAUUAUUUUGCUUCUCCAGAAUUAAAGCUUACACAAGUUAAUGGAAAGGCAGCUGGACAGCCUAUUCACAUAGUAUAUGUUCCUUCCCACCUCUUUCACAUGCUGUUUGAACUCUUCAAGAAUGCCAUGAGAGCAACUGUUGAAUAUCAAGAAAAGAAACCUUCUCUUGAUCCAGUUGAGGUGACCAUUGUACUUGGAAAGGAAGACUUGACCAUUAAGAUAUCUGACAGAGGGGGUGGUGUUCCAGUGAGGAAAAUAGAAAGUCUCUUCAGCUACACGUAUUCUACAGCACCAAAGCCAGUGAUGGACAACAAUUCUACUCCUCUGGCUGGUUUUGGUUAUGGCUUACCAAUUUCUCGUCUGUAUGCCAAAUACUUUCAUGGAGACCUCCAUCUGUGUUCCAUCUCUGGUUUGGGGACAGAUGCAAUUAUCUACUUAAAGGCCCUUUCCACAGACUCCAUCGAGAAACUUCCUGUUUUCAACAAGUCUGCUUGUAAGCAUUAUCAAACACCUAUAGAAGCUGAUGACUGGUGUGUUCCAAGUAAAGAACCAAGAAAUUUGUCAAGACAGAGUGCAGCUGCAUGAAAUAUGUGUUUGUCAGGACACUGAAAGGGGAUCAAACCAAUGUUUCAGCAAGGACUAAUGAAACAAAAUAGCUUGAUGCCACUCUUGUUCUAGACCAGGAGAUAUGCAAGAGGGGGGAAAUGAUCACAUGGAACAGGAGACUGCAGCAUGAACAUGUACUGUACUUGUAUUGUUGCAUUUUUCAUGAAGAUUGAUAUGUCAGGAGAAUCAAAAUACAUAGGACAGCGUGCAUGUUUUCUGUCUGCUGACAUGAAGGAUGUAUGAAAUGUAAAUGAACACUCCAAAGUACUAAUGUUUUCAGACUUGAUGUGGUAAAAAGCUGCAUGUCACAGUUGAACUCCAGCACAAAAUACUAACUUUUUCCUUAGUCCAGUUACUAGAUAUUUCUUUCAAAAGUAUGACUUUAGGUAUAUGUGCACUUUAUUGACUAUAUUUGACAUAUCGGCAACAUAUGGAGAAUCUAAUUGGAAGGGUAGUGGCAGUGUGCUGCCUUGGCUGCAGUUCCAUAGUUUCUGGCUUGCCGGGAAGCAGACCGUAAGAAGUCCAGAAAAAUUCAGAAAGUUCCACUUUUCUCUUUUUAACUCCAAGUGGUAAAUGUUUCUUGAAUCCCCCACCCCCAAACAGCUAUAUAGUAUAUUUCUAUUGCUCUUCUGAAUGCUGAGGUUUUGCUAUUCAUGGAUAAGGGUCUCAAGGUGACGUCAAGAUAGUGAAGGGUCUGUAUUAUGAAGACCAGCCAUAGCUUGGUAGAUGACCUGUGGGUACGAAGGGCAAAGUGGCAGCAGUACAAGUAGACGGGGGACUUCCAAGAGACUGAAAAUGCAAGCCAUUUCAUCCUACCCAGUUGGCUUGCUUUACCCCAAAAGGCAUUUGUGAACAUCUGAGAUAUAGAUCUUCUCUAACAGUGCUGUCGCUGUGUGUGCAAUGUUUGGGGGAAGUAGGAUUGUGUUUCUCUGAAGAGUUGCCUGCCAUCUUCUGACUUAUAAACUGUGGUUUCAAAAGCCUUAAACAUUAAGAUCACUCUUAAGACAUCUUCCAGGGAUGUGAUGUUAAACAGAUUAUGGUAGAAUAUCGUACCUGAAUUUUAAAACGGCUUUGAAAUGCAGAAAUCCAGAGUCUUCAGAGUGGGCGGUAUAUUAAAUAUCUCAAAUAAACAUGAGAAAUACUCGUUCUCUAUACAGCAGCAUAGAGUGAGGAUGACAGAGUUUACUUGAUGAAGUGUUUAUUGGGAGAAUAUUCCAUUCCAAAUCAACACUCCUGACAGGGAGUUUGAUAAGGACCCAGAUGGUGACAAUGUAGGUCAGUCAGUCUGUCUCUUUUUUGAAAAAGACAAUAAUAUGCUAAAUUGCUAAUCCUAGUUUAUUUUAAAAGGAUCAUUAUCUGCAAGGGUUUUGUGUCCACUUUCAGUUGUGGCAGCUUCGUUGCUGUCACUUGGCUGAUGUCCACUUUUACUGUGGACAUUGGGUUCAACUGAAUAGGUAAUCCCAGCCAUGUGAGGUUAUUGUAUGUGUGUGGUUGGUACGGUGUACCAACAAAGGGCUUAACUGCUAACAUUGCUGGAGUAUUGGAUGCUUAGUUCCAUUGUAAACGUAGUUCAAAUUUGGAUGUUCUGCUGGUUUUUGUGUGUUUUUAUAAAGUGCCGGUUUUCUUCUCUGAUGAGGAGAAAACAGGUACAUUGUUGCUGUGCCAUAUGCAAGUACAUAUUUGGGUUGCCAGCUAUGCAGCAGAAUUAAAGUGGGGAGGUCUUAAUGCACUGCAUGAAUACUUAAGAUAAUAUUGUGGUGGUAUCUCAAUAGCAGCAUUAGAUGACAAGAUGAAUGUUUGACACCCAAAUCAACCUUGUUGAAUCUGAAGUGCAUUUUUUUUCUUCACUCAGUGUAUUGGAGUAAGUUUGGAUAGCUGAUAGAUCAUGUGCACUUUGCUGCUGUAUGUACAGCACAUAAAAUCGGUUAAAUAGAAUUGUUUUGUUAACGUUUUAUAACCUGAGCUGUCAAUCUAUGUACUGUUUCUGAAAAACAACCAAAGGUGCCAUUGUUCUUUCCUGUCAGUCAAAAACUGUUCAUAUUUUCAAGUAAAAGGAGCAUUGGAAAUCUCUUUAAAGCAUAUCUGCUGAAUUAUAGGGUUAGAACCAUGUCACAGGCUAACUAUGCAAAUUGUUCAGCAACAUAUGCUUUUGGUACUGCUUUUGCACUCUGCCCUCAGUGUCAAAGUUGUCCAUACACUGUUUAAGGAAAAGCAUAGAUUUUAAUUCUUGAAUACAGAAUUGUUUCUGCUACAGUGUCCCUUUUUAGUUCAGGUGUAUUUCAGAGGUACUGUACAUUUUAAAAAAAUAAAAUCUUUUUUAAAAUGGC